AAAAACGUAACUAUGUCGGGAGGAUUGGAUGUACUCGCUUUACGCGAAUCAGAUGUCACUAAAAUGUUGGCUGCAACCGCUCAUCUUGGUUCAGAAAAUGUCAAUUUCCAAAUGGAACAAUACAUCUUCAAAAGAAGAUCAGAUGGUGUCCAUAUCAUCAACUUAGGACGCACAUGGGAAAAAUUGUUGCUUGCUGCUCGCGCUAUUGCUGCCAUUGAACACUCACAAGAGAUCUUUGCCAUCUCUUCUCGUCCUUAUGGACAGCGUGCAGUCUUAAAGUUUGCUCAUUAUACAGGAGCUACUCCAAUUGCUGGACGUUUCACACCCGGUGCAUUCACUAAUCAGAUCCAAACAACUUUCCGUGAACCACGUUUGUUGAUUGUUACUGAUCCAUUGUCAGAUCAUCAACCCGUUACUGAAGCAUCAUAUGUUAAUAUUCCAGUUAUUGCUUUCUGCAAUACAGACAGUCCAUUGAAAUAUGUUGAUAUUGCAAUUCCAUGCAAUACAAAGUCAACACACUCAAUUGGUCUUAUGUGGUGGCUUUUAGCUAGAGAAGUUCUUCGUUUACGUGGACAAGUUCAACGUGAUCAACCAUGGGAAGUUAUGGUUGAUUUGUUCUUCUAUCGUGAUCCAGAGGAAGCUGAAAAGGAAGAACAAGCAACAAAAGAAAUUAUGCCUGCAAAGGAUACAUAUGAUGAUGUUGUUGAAGAUCCAAGCUAUCCAGAUGAAACACCAGGCACAAUUGUACCCGUUGCAACUGUUGCUACUGAAGAUUGGAAUGAAGAAAUUGAAACUGUUGGAGUUGCUCCUCAAUCUGAAUGGGGUGGUGCCACAACUGCUUUCUAAAUACAUUUCCCAUGCACUCAUCUCUUCAAGUUGAGUUUUGUUGUAUUGUGAAUUAUUGACCAUC
Chironomus riparius is the source of this 910-nucleotide messenger RNA. The record is from the annotation of a GenBank genome assembly. Lineage: Eukaryota; Metazoa; Arthropoda; Insecta; Diptera; Chironomidae.